AUGAACGACCUCUUUCAUGACUUUGCGCAGGCGCAUGCCGGGCAGAAUGGCUAUCAGCUCGCCCAAACCCUCUCUCCUGUGGCUCCCCCAGGUCAACCUAACCGGCUGAAAGCUAUCUGGCAGAGCACGAACUUUCACAGUGUCAAGGGCGACAUUAAGCACUUCAUCAAAACCAACACAUCACACCGCCAGAAACUGGACCAUACGGAGGCGAAUGGCUGGGGCGAGGUGUACAUGGCAUAUUGGAAGGCUAUCGGCGAGAUCUUGGCGGGAGAGAGCGGCAAGUCUUCAUGGACCAAAGUCUAUGAGUCCUGGAAGGAGUUGACCUCGAUGCUUAUCCGAGGCUACAACUCCUAUAACUUCGCGGCCUGGACUAUCCCUUCUCUAUAUAUGGUGGGGAAGUAUCUGCGACUAUUCGCCAUCAAAUCCGACGAGGAGCGCAACCGCACGGCUAACGACCCUACGGUGGGAGCCUCUUUGAUGCAAGAUGAUUUUGAUUCCGAAGCAGACAAGCAAGGGCAGCUAAGAGACUGCGAACAGCACCUGAAGCGCAUAUUUACCCUCUGUCUGAAUGACAGGGCCCCGCUAGAAGAGUCGAGGAAAUGGGGCAUUUACUUCAUCAUCAACCUACUCUUCAAGACCUACUUCAAGUUGAAUUCAGCAUCUCUAUCGAGAACGAUUCUCAAGACACUUGCAGUGUACAAGGACAAGGGAGACAUGCCAGCACUGGAGAUGUUUCCUAAGUCUCAGCGAGCGACAUUCAAAUACUACGAGGGUGUCCUAUUCUUCCUGGAGGAAAACUAUCCUCAGGCUGAAACUCAUCUGACCGAAGCGUGGCAACUUUGCCACAAGGAUGCCGCCCCGCAGGCCGAGCGCAUCCUAACAUACCUCAUCCCCUGCCGCCUUCUCACCAGUCACGUCCUCCCCACCAAAGCCUUGUUAGCCAACUACCCUCGCUUACAGGAGCUGUUCCUCCCGUUGGCCACAUGCAUCAAGAGUGGCAACCUCCGCGCCUUUGACCUUGCCUUGCAGAAGGGUGAGGAUGAGUUUGUCAAGCGACGCAUCUACCUGACGCUAGAGCGGGGCCGAGAUAUCGCCUUGCGUAACCUGCUGCGUAAGGUAUACCUCGCUGGCGGCUUCGAUGAACCGAAAGAGGACGGUAGUGCACCCAUGCGUCGUACUCGUGUACCUGUUGCAGAGUUCCAGGCGGCCAUCAGCAUGGGAAGCGGCGGUGAUUUGAUGGAUCCGGACGAGGUUGAGUGCCUGCUAGCCAACAUGAUCUACAAGGAUCUGAUGAAAGGCUAUAUCGCCCGAGAGCGAGGUAUCGUCGUCCUAUCGAAGAAGGGCGCCUUCCCAGGGACAGGCUUGUGA
This is a messenger RNA of Ilyonectria robusta, 1371 nucleotides long. RefSeq lists its product as uncharacterized. Bases 1 to 1371 code for a protein of 456 amino acids. Gene Ontology annotation, biological process: post-transcriptional tethering of RNA polymerase II gene DNA at nuclear periphery; transcription elongation by RNA polymerase II; poly(A)+ mRNA export from nucleus. The transcript has 6 exons. Gene Ontology annotation, cellular component: transcription export complex 2. The record is from RefSeq and is a predicted model, not a curated record. Lineage: Eukaryota; Fungi; Ascomycota; Sordariomycetes; Hypocreales; Nectriaceae. Gene Ontology annotation, molecular function: double-stranded DNA binding; RNA binding.